AUAACAUAUUUUAUUCCCUAAUUUCAUUUAUUUUUUAACUUUCUGUGACUUUUGCAUGAAAAUGGAGUGGGAUCGUGCACAUAGGAAUUAUAAAUACUGUGUUGUGCCUCAGUGUGCCAGUACAACUUUAAGGACACCUGACAAAAUAUUUAUUACACUUCCUCAAGAUCCAAAAAGAAAUUUGCUAUGGCAGAAAGCAAUGAGAAGAGAAAAAAUGCUAAGUCUAAAAUCAACGUAUCAUGUGUGUGAAGAUCAUUUCAAUCUGGAGGUGGACAUGGAAAACUAUUUAUAUUUUAAGUUAAUGGAAAAUGUUAGAAUCAAAAUGAAACCAAACGUUGUACCGCACAUUUUCGAUUGUCAAAAAAAUCGAACAAUGACAUCAUUACUAAAAAAGCAACGUCAAGAUAUUAUCGAGGAACUCGAGCAACCAAGUACAUCAAAAAAGAUUCGGAACCCCGUCGAAUCUGUUGAAAAAGAAGUUUAUUUGAGAACAAAUCUAGAAUAUCGCACACAUUGCAUGAAAUAUUUUAAAUCUACAGAAGUCCAGGUUAAUCUUAAGCCCAAGAUGGUUUCUAGAGGAACGCAAUGUAACCAAAAAUGUCUGCGAACAGCUGUAUCUAGUAAAAAAAUUGAUUGUUCUCUUUCUUCAUCCAGUAGCACCACAAAGACCACGUCACCGUUUGGUUCAGCAAAUUUAGAAUCGAUCGUUUAGAGAGUCUUAUUAAAAUGAUCCAACUAAAACCAAAAUUAUACGUUAAAAUUCCUGUUGAUUUAUUGUGUUUUUACUGAAAUAAUCUCUUCGAAAUAUCAA
This is a messenger RNA of Anoplophora glabripennis (Asian longhorned beetle), 811 nucleotides long. RefSeq lists its product as uncharacterized. The record is from RefSeq and is a predicted model, not a curated record. Bases 56 to 712 code for a protein of 218 amino acids. The transcript is spliced from 2 exons. Lineage: Eukaryota; Metazoa; Arthropoda; Insecta; Coleoptera; Cerambycidae.